This is a messenger RNA of Bactrocera oleae (olive fruit fly), 1798 nucleotides long. The record is from RefSeq and is a predicted model, not a curated record. NCBI's taxonomy places the organism in Eukaryota, Metazoa, Arthropoda, Insecta, Diptera, Tephritidae.
AAUGAAUCAAAGAGUCUGAGGGCACAGCUUUGAUUCUAUUGCGUAUGAGUGUAAAUAACCUGAGGGCUAUUCGGAAUAAAUGCUUGUGUUAAUAUCUUUUAAUUUCUUCCGAAGGGUGAACAAAGCUAUAUUCCAAACAUAUUCUUCGUUAAAGCCGUGUUGUUUAGUCCACUUAUUGUACUUGGCGAGAUACAUAGUAAGUGGAUCAAUCCAAACGUCGUUGAAGUCUUUCAAAUAAACAAGUAGAGGAAUCAAUUGGUGAUCUAGCGGAAUAUCGUGAGCAAAGUCCUAAACGAUCGUAUUCAAUUGGAAGUAAGAUAGACAGAAACAAAAUCAAACGAUCGGGAAAUUCGAACGAGAUUUUACAUGACAAAAACGCUAUCCGAGUCCGAGCGUUUUCAGUUGGAUCUCGGGCGAAAAUUCCUAAAUGUGACUUACAGCGUGCUGUUUCCCAGAUCCUGCUUUAAUCAGAGUUGUAUUAGUAACAAUAGUUUAAAUUUUGGGGCUGACGAUACUGGUUAUAAAUUGGGAUUAAAUACGAAUUGUGAUAAAAAGUCAACGAGUGCUCCUAUACUGGUCCAAAAUAGUCAAGUAUCUGUGGAUUGUAUGAGUGAUCUAAUGGAAAUUGAUUUUUCGAAAAGUACUAUCCAUAAAACAAAUGGAAAAGCUGUACCUGUCAGUGGAAAGUGUUUUGAUGUAUCGUUAAACGAAGUAAAGGGUUAUCAGACAUCAAAACCUGUUAGUGAAAUGUUACAAACAUUUUCGCUUAAAAAAAUAAAUCAUGAAGAAAGUGGAUACUUGGAAAUGAAGCCUUUGAAUCAAGAAAUAUGUCCCAUGCACAAGAUUUCCCUGUCACAUUCAAACGAAAGCUUUUCCGACACAACAAAAGCAAGUGACAUUACAUCUACAUCAUGCGUAAAAAGAAAGGAAGUACAAAUAUAUUCCCACGGAAACUAUCUAUUUGAGGAAAAACUCACAAACAGUAAACAAAAUCAGUUGUGUAUGCCUACUAAAGAACUUGAUUUUGUAUUACAUGAAGAAAAUCGAAAUCACCAUUUGGAAGAAGUAAAACUUGAUAGUACUUCGAACUCUGAGGAAAUUACUAAUCUUUCGUGUAUACCUAUAUUCCCAACUUUCAGUUCAACCAACUUCAAAAACAAUUAAUGAAACCGAAACUAAAAAAAGUAUUUCUAUGAUUGAUACUGAGAAAAUUAUUAAAACUACAAAAAACAUAUUCCAUGAGGAAUAUAGUACGAUAUGUUCAUUGCUAGACAACAUACAUGGUAAAAAUUACAGCUGUAAAGAAACAGAAUCCUCUUCUAACAGAGAGCGAAAAUUGCCAUUAGCAGGAAUAAAUGAGAAAUAUUGUUUCAUCAAACGUGCCUUCCUUGCCUAUAGCACCAUUGACCAACGCCAACAAACUUUCAUCAGUCGCUCGAUUCAACGGAUCUCCUACAUUUUUGACCAUCAUAGAUAAUAUAGAAAGCGAUCAUGGGCUUCCGAACUGUAUAAACGAAAAUAAAACACCGCAUAUUACCACGCCUACAUCUUCAAUUGCUUGCUCCAGUUAUGAAUUAUAUUACGCAAAGCUAGACCUGCCGCAAUGCAGUACCAAAGAUAAUGCGAAAUUCCAAAAAAUUGAAAAUGUUGCUUCUCCAACAAUAAGUGCAAUAAGUGCAGAAAAUGAUUCAUAUGCUAAAAUAGAUUUUGAUCAUUCUUCUAAAACCUUAAAUUACUGAACCAACGAAAAUUAUAUUUUUUGCUUAAUAUUUGAAUGUAAAUAAAUUACUCCCAAUUA